AUGGCUACGGAUGCGAAUCUCAUACCGGCGGCCGGUGCCGGCGGCAAGACGAAUAUCAUCAACAGGGAGCUCUCGGCCGCCCUGGCCCGGGUCCACCGCCGGCUGCGGCCGUGGCAUAUCUACAGCCUACUCGGCGCCUGCGUACUCGUCACUAUUCUGUCCGUCGUGCUCGUGCACGUGCGAGACCAUCAAAGAAAUGAUGCUCUGAUUCAGUCCCAGGUCAAUGUUGGUUCCUAUUACUCCCAGACUAUGCUUCCACUCGAUGAAUCUUGGCCUCUCGGCACGCCCUCGGAUCAGAGUACAGCAAGGGUGAAUCUUGGCUAUGCGCAGUAUCAAGGUCACCUCCUCGGAAGCGGGAUCGCGCAGUAUCUAGGCAUGCGCUACGCCCAGAAGCCCACGGGCGACCUGCGAUGGAGGGCUCCCAUCGAACCCGAGCAGAUCAGGGGUGAUCAGGAAGCUAGACAUUUUGGCAAGGUCUGCCUCGGUAUCUCUACUAUUCUGCCCAGCAGCACACAGGGUGAGGAUUGUCUCUUUGCCAAUGUGUGGGCACCUGCCAAUGCCACGGCCGAUUCCAAGUUACCCGUGUUGCUCUUCAUCCAAGGUGGAGGGUAUACGACCAAUAGCAACGCCAAUUGGAAUGGCACCUACUUGGUUGAGGCUUCUGGUCGCAACAUGGUCUUUGUAAACUUCAAUUAUCGGGUCGGGCUCUAUGGGUUUCUCGCCGGUGAAAGGGUCAGAGCCGACGGCGACCUCAAUGUUGGCUUGCUCGACCAGCGUAUGAUGAUGCAGUGGAUUCAGCAGCAUAUUUCCGAGUUUGGAGGUGAUCCAGAUCAUGUCGUGAUCCAGGGCGUCUCGGCCGGCGCCGGAUCAGUUGCCCACCAUCUAACAGCGUACGGCGGCGAGAGCCAGACCAUGUUUCAUGCAGCUAUUGCAGAAUCUCUAUUUCUCCCUACCCAGCCUCGCGUCUCGGAGCUAGAAUGGCAAAUGGACAAGCUACUCUCGCAGACGGGAUGUGACAAUAAUGAAAGUCCCAUGUCUUGUCUUCGGGGCAAAGACUUGCACACACUACAGGCCUUCAACGUGCCGUCUCCGUUUCCUGGAAGAAGUUACAUGCCACUGCCGCUCUUCUACUGGGGGCCGUGUAUUGACGGAAACUUUAGUCGGGACUAUCUAUAUACAAUGUUUGAUCAGGGCAAUUUUAUAAAUGUUCCAAUUCUAAUGGGCACAGAUAAUGACGAGGGCUCCUAUUUUGGCGUCAAUGCCUCGACUUCGGAUGAGGUUACCAUCUUUUUACAGAACAAUUACCCACAUCUAAGCAGCUCGACUGCUGCCAACAUCACGCAGAGCUAUCCCCUGGAAGACAGCUUACCCUACCACGCAGCCUGGUUUCCCUCGGCAUCCAGGGCGUACGGCGAGGCAACCUUUAUCUGUCCGACGGUCCACGUGCUCGACGCCUUUCAGUCCAAGCUCAACUCGACCUCUUCCUCUUCCGUCUCGCCGCGGCCAUGGGCAUACCGCUACGAUGUGCUGGCACCCGAGAACGCCGCCCUCGGCGUCGGGGUCCCGCACACGUGGGAGACGUGGGCCGUUUUUGGCCCCGACAGUAUCAACGGUAUCGGCGGGGGUCCUCCCAGCUACUACGGCGUUGCCGCCAGCAUUGUGCCGGUGGUUACAAACUACUGGAUCUCGUUUGUUCUGUAUUACGACCCAAACGUGCGGGCUUAUGCGAGUGCUCCAGAGUGGGAGGCCUGGGACGGGGACGGUCAGAGGCUCAAGUUUGAGACGGGCAGCGUCGAAAUGGAGACGACGCCGUCGGAUUUGCGCAGCCGCUGUGACAUGUGGAAGGCAUUGGCCGCGAUUACUGAGCAAUGA
Messenger RNA from Pestalotiopsis fici W106-1, 1872 nucleotides. RefSeq lists its product as uncharacterized. The transcript has 6 exons. NCBI's taxonomy places the organism in Eukaryota, Fungi, Ascomycota, Sordariomycetes, Amphisphaeriales, Sporocadaceae. The record is from RefSeq and is a predicted model, not a curated record. The coding region runs from base 1 to 1872 and encodes 623 amino acids.